UUGAUGCCUCAGUCUUGUGCGCGCGCUUACAAACAAACAGCUCGAGAGGCAUCACGCGCGUCUACGGUUAUGGUGGUGGUGAUGAUGAUGAUGGUGGUCCCUCAACCCGGAAGUGGAGCUGGAUGAUCUGUAUAUAUUUUUCGUUAUAAUAGUUAUUUUGUUCUUGAUUUCUUAAUAACCCGAAUGUGCGAUGGUUCUCGCGCGCGCCGCUGAGCUCCUUCUGUGCGCGCUCUGUGCGCUGGUGCGCGCCGAGGACAGCGCGCCCGCCGGGUGUAGCGCGGUGAGACAGGUGUACGGUGACAUGGGCUUCAGCUCCGGGACCGUCCCUGAGAAUGUCACGGCAGGUGACUACCUGCAGGUGUGUGUGCAGAACUGGACUUGCUGUAGCACAGAAAUGGAGAUGAAUUUCAUUGAGAGAAGUAAACAUGAGUUUGAAAAGUUUGUGGAUGUGGCCACUGAAGACUUGAGGAACACAUUUGAGUCCAGAUAUAAAAUGUUUGAUGAUUUCUUCCUUGAGCUCCUGGAGAAAACCGAACGCUCGCUGAAUGAGAUGUUCCUUCGCACUUACGGCGAUCUGUACACGCAGAACGCAGACGUGUUCCAGCAGCUGUUUUCUGAACUGAAACACUAUUACUCUGGUGAAAAUGUGAACCUGGAGGAGGCGAUCGGAGAUUUCUGGGUGCGUCUGAUGGAGCGCAUGUUCCAGCUGCUGAACUCACAGUAUGACAUCAAUGACGAUUACAUGGAGUGCGUGAACAAACACAUGGAUGAUCUCAAGCCCUUCGGUGACGUGCCAAAAACUGUCAAAGUUCAGGUGUCGAGGGCGUUUGCCGUAGCUCGUACCUUCGUCCAAGGACUCGGAUUUGGACAGGAAGUGGCUAACAAUGCAUCCAAGGUGAACUUAAGCACAUCAUGCGUUAGCAACAUCACUGAAAUGCUUUACUGCCCGUACUGCCAGGGUGCGACGGCACAGAAGCCGUGUAAAGAUUAUUGCCUUCAUGUCCUGAAGCUCUGUUUAAGGUCUCAACUCGGAAUGGAUGACGACUGGACACGCUACAUCGACGCGAUGUUGCUGCUGAUUGAGAGACUCGAAGGACCGCUUAACAUCGAGUCCGUCAUGGAGCCGAUCGACGUCAAGAUUUCAGACGCCAUCAUGACAAUGCAGGAGAAAACCAUGGAGCUGUCGUAUAAAGUUUUUCGUGGUUGUGGUCAGCCAAAGCUUUUGGAAAAGAUCAGAGUUUCUCGUGACGUCUCCGGCGCUUUCGAUGCCAGAUUUACAACGACCGAGUCGACUGGAACAAACCUACAAAAACUAGUAUUGGAUGUUAAGGCGAAACUGUCCCAGUUUAAGUCGUUCUGGUCGUCGCUGCCUGAGAUUGUGUGUCAGGAUGAGAACGUAGCGGCAGGAGCCGAGGAGACGAGCUGCUGGGACGCAGGGACACAAGACUGGAACGUCUCUGAAGCCUUUGAUGAAUUGCUUUUCGAUUACCCGGCGGUGGCCAGCACACUAAGGCGAGCUUACAACGGCUACCAGACGCACGACGAUGACACCAGUGAUGAGAUGAGUGGAUCGGGAAGUGGGAGUGGCUGUAUGGAGUCGUGUGUUCCUCCGGUUCCCCCUCUCUACACUGAAAACCCAAAGACAGAAGAGUCCUCCACCUCACGCCUCCACCCAUGCAACUUCCUCCUCCUCCUUCUGUUGGUUCUGUCCAUCCUCACAUCUCUCGAUCAGCAGAGUUAAUACUUACAGCCCUCUGUGUUCAUUAGUAUAAGGUGGCUCGAGGACUGCAGGAUGGAGAAAGUGAAAACCGACUAAAUGGAUGUUCACCUCCGUCGUUUAUUUCUUCUUCAGUUUCUUCUUUUAUCUCCAGUUAAUAACCACUGCGAUUUUUCCUGCUUUCAUUGUGUCUUUAACAUCCUUUUGGUUAACACACUUCUUUUAGGACCAUUUUAAAGGUGCUUUGAGUAGAAUUUGGGCUGGUCAGCUUGUUUACCCAGGUGCCUGAAUCCUGCCUGUCAGAGACCACGUUAGCAUUCAGUUUCAGCCACUUUACAGUUAGCAGUUAGUUCAUAUUUAAUACUUUUCUUGGGGGUGGAGUAAAGUGUCAAUGUCCAGAACAUAUACAAUCCACUUGCUCUGUUCACCAGAUAUUUCCACAUUAGUGCAAGAAUAACAGAAAUAAAAAUUAAUUAAUAAAGUAUCUUGGAUAAAUAUUCAUGCUCUUGAACUUCUCCACAUUUUGGAGUGUUAUAACCUGGAAUUGAAACAAUCAAAUUUUAAUAUCAUGUAAAAUGAAAUAUUUUGGUUUUUAAUGCUGAAGCAUGGUGGUGGGAGCAUCACGUCAGCUUGAAUGUGCAAAUGGAUCAUAAGGGUAGAGGAAAAGCUGGAUGGAGCUAAAUACAGGGAGAUCCUAGAGAAAAUGUGUUCUACUUCACAAGUGACUUCGAGAUCCCAUAGAGACAUAAUCCUGAAGAAUUUACAGCUAUAAUUGAGUCUUAACCUAACAAAAUAUCUGCUUUUUUUUUUUUUUUUAAAGAAAAUGAACAAAAAAAGGGAUAUUUUGCACCUUCAAAUGUCAGUUUGUGUGAAUUAAACAGUAAAAAAACGAACAGAAGUCUGCUUCGGUACCAGGAUGUAACAUUAAUGAAUGUGGUUAUGGUUGGAGUCUAUGAAAGAAAUGAAGCCUCGUGAAACUUCAAUACACAGUCGUGUGUGUGUGUGUGUGUGUGUGUGUGUGUGUGUGUGUGUGUCUGUGUUUAAACAGAGAUCAGAUGACAACCAUGUUUUGAGCAGAAAAUAAAAAAAAUCAUUUACGCACCAAAAUAUAAAACAUGUAGAAUGUACACGAAGCACUUUGCUGUGGUGGUGUUGAGAGAUGUAAUGCAUCUUAAUUCUUAUCUGUAAUUCACAUUAAAAUUCAUAUAGACACACAAUGCAAAAAAAAGAUAAUAAGUCAGUGGCCACUUAAAUAGGAACAGGUGCCUGUGUUCAUCCAUGCAUUUCUUAACAUGUAGCUCUGUUCAACUGUGUUUAUCCACUUCACUGUUUUCUGCUCACUUUACAUUUUAUGUCAGCUUGGUGAACCUUAGGAUUUGAACCCACAACCUUCCGGUCAGUAGUCGAACACUGUGACCACCAGGCUAUUACAUCCCACACUUAUAAAGAGAGCUUAUUUGUUUGCUCUGCCACCACACGUACAGGCAGGUGUACAGGUAUUCCUAUUAAAGUGGCCGGCGUAUAAAUACAUAUAUGUGUGACUAAUGUAAUUCAUAAAGGAAUCUUAUUUCCAAGUCUGAGUGCCUUAUCGAUGCUAAAACAUGUCGCAUAACUACAGAAAGCUCAUUUCACAUGUUAAUUUUCAUUUCAAUGCAGAAAUAAACAGAAAUGUCUUUGAAA
This is a messenger RNA of Tachysurus fulvidraco (yellow catfish), 3397 nucleotides long. Its product is annotated as glypican-6-like. The transcript has 9 exons. Lineage: Eukaryota; Metazoa; Chordata; Actinopteri; Siluriformes; Bagridae. The record is from RefSeq and is a predicted model, not a curated record. Gene Ontology annotation, cellular component: extracellular region; cell surface; plasma membrane. Gene Ontology annotation, biological process: regulation of signal transduction; regulation of protein localization to membrane; cell migration. Bases 191 to 1741 code for a protein of 516 amino acids.